AUGAAUGAUCACGAUCCCUCUGAAGAAUAUGAACAUGAGCGACUAGUAAACGAGGAACUUAUGAGAGUGCAAGAAGAAAUCUUUUCAAGUGAAAAUGAAAAUGGUGGCGGUGAUGCUGUUGAUGACGACGAUGGGCAGCAACUAGAUUCAAUGGAAAAUAUCCGUUAUGACCAUGAAGCAUUAUCUGAACAAGGCCUAGAUGAAGAGGAGGGAGGAGAAGGUGUAAUAGAUGAAGGAAGAAUGGCUAGGGUGGAAAGGGUGGGAAAACCUAAUACUAAGGUUGUCGAGUCGGAAUCACAAAAGAAAUUAAGAAAAAUGAUUAUUAACAUUCAAAAUGACGAUGAUCUUAAACAUGAAGAGAAAUUGAUCAAAAUACAAAAUGAGAAAACAAAUAGCUUCGGUUGUAAUCAUUAUGUUAGGGGAGCAAAAUUACAAGCAGAAUGUUGCAAAGGAUGGUUUACUUGUAGAUUUUGUCACGACGAUGCAUCUGAUCAUAAAAUAGAUAGUGCCACCAAAAAUAUGAUGUGUAUGCAUUGUCUAACUGUACAACCAGCAUCAAUAAAUUGUAAUAAUUGUAAAGUACAAUUAGCGAGAUAUUAUUGUGACAAGUGUAAAUUUUGGGAUGAUGAAGUCGAUAAAGAUAUAUUUCAUUGUGACAAAUGUGGAAUUUGUAGAAUUGGUAAAGAACCAGAUUAUUUUCAUUGUGAUGUGUGUGAUUGUUGUUUGACAAUUUAUGGAAAAGAUUCACAUCAAUGCAUUGAAAAAAAUAUGCAUCGUGAUUGUAUGAUUUGUGGUGAAUAUUUAUUCACUUCAUUAUCAACAACUUACACUAUGAGGUGUGGACAUAUUAUACAUAAGGCUUGUUUUGAUGAAUAUAUAUUGACGGCAUACCAGUGUCCAACAUGCUGGAAAUCAGUUUCAAAUAUGGAAAUAUAUUUUAGAAGAAUAGAUGCACUUGUGGCCCAACAACAAAUGCCACCAGAAUACGAACAUUACGUAUCAAAAAUAUUAUGUAAUGAUUGUGUUAAGCAAAGUACAGUAAAAUAUCAUUUUAUAUAUCACAAGUGCCAAUAUUGUAAUGGUUACAAUACAAAGGUCAUAGAGACUAAAGAAUUAUUACCAUGCGAUGAAACAAAUAUCGUCACGGCUUUAGAUAAUCUUGGUUUAGAUGAAUCGAGGACUGGUACUGCUGAUCAUAGUAGCGGUACCAGUAAUGCUGGUGGUGGAUCAACGUCAAAUGGUGGAGGUGGAUCACAAGUCAGACAAUCUAGAAUAAUGGAAGUUACUGCUAUGAUGCAAGGAGAAGAUGGACCAGUUGAUGGAGGGAAUGCCACAGAACAUGGAACAAGAAAUCCUUUCAAUUCACUUGAUUCUAAUAUUUGA
Molecule: messenger RNA, 1383 nt
Organism: Entrophospora sp. SA101
Lineage: Eukaryota; Fungi; Glomeromycota; Glomeromycetes; Entrophosporales; Entrophosporaceae
Source: the annotation of a GenBank genome assembly